GCCAGCUACCGGGGCCGCCCGUCAAACUCGCCGUUGGCCUGCCUUCUAUGCGAGGCACCCAUGGCAUCUAUAAGUACUCUCCUCGCCCAUAUGAAUCGGACCGAGAUUCCUCGGUAUCGUAAGAACCUCCGUGUUGCCUAUGGCGCCUGCACUCGUGAGGGCCAAGUUGACGUCGAGCCGAUGAGCAUCUGGGAAUGGCUGAUGCACGCCCGGGCCGUUCACAAUUAGGCUCUUCCUCACGUGGCGCCGUACCCUCUCUGCGGACAUCUCUGUACCCCAGGGCCUGUCCUCCGGAGACAUCUCGCCACCCGUCAUAGCGACAAGCUCGGAGAGCAAUCAGAGAGCGCCGCGCGCCUGGCUUCGGCAAUGCCGGCAGGAGAGAUGAAAGGCACCUAUGACUUUGAGGACCUACUCCGACAUGGCGUGGAAAAGCACCUGUUAGGACAGUCGGCGGCAGAUGUUGCGGGGCGAAAGCGCAAGAGGGACGGCGACAUGGACGGCGAGUACAUAGUGCCAGCCGCCAAGCGCACGAAGGGCGGCGGCAACGGAAAGUGUCCCGCUCCAGCUGCCAGGCGUACAGAGAGCGACGGCGACAGGGAGUGCCCGGCACCCGCCAAGCGUACGCGGGCCGCCAGGCACAACGUGGCGUACAAGAAGGAGCCUUCCCCCGUUCCGAUAUACGACGCUGAUAACGACCUGUGCGUAGACGUGAUCAUCUGCGCAUCGACUGUCGACGAGCAGCAACCGUGCCAUCUUACGAAAAAUCAUGUAGGCUCAAGUGCGGCCCUGGAUCUUGAUUUUCUGGGGCACGUUGACCCCGCCCUUCUCCCUCCGUGGCGGCCAGCCAAUGCCGCCCACCAUACUGCUGCGGUAUUUUCGGACCAUCAAACGUAAGAAGCGCUCAGGCGGCCGUGGCGACGACGUGGCCGCUGCCAUGGCUAAACGGGAGGACCUUGGGGUUCGGGUCUCAUAGCUGGACGACAGGACGGUCAUAAAACUAUGUAUACUCAUUUCAUAUUCAGAUGCCAACAUUGCCAACACACUGCCAUGUCUCCUGUGUCUUCAAUCGCCAGUGAGAUGUUCGGUUCACUGGAGAAAGUAGAAUUAUGGCGUUGGCUCGGUUUGGGAGGUAUGGUACAGUCGCGUGGAGUUUACAGUACGUUGGUUAGAUAAUGCAUUCAUCGGACGUGAUAGAGCAAAGCGACACAGAUGUAUAGUUGAACAAAAGUGCUUCAAAGUGG
This is a messenger RNA of Thermothelomyces thermophilus ATCC 42464, 1241 nucleotides long. RefSeq lists its product as uncharacterized. The record is from RefSeq and is a predicted model, not a curated record. Bases 367 to 894 code for a protein of 175 amino acids. Lineage: Eukaryota; Fungi; Ascomycota; Sordariomycetes; Sordariales; Chaetomiaceae. The transcript has a single exon.